ACUAAAAAUAGAGUCUACGAUAUAUGUAGUCAUUUCAUUAAGAAUCGAAAAAAGAAAAAUAGAUUUUCAAGAAAAUAUGGGUGCAACAGCAACUGCAGUUUUCUCUUCAAAUUCCAUAUCUCAAUUGCCCUCCUUCUCUGCUUUAUGUAAACCCAACUUGGGGAUCCGAAUACCAAAAGAGAUUACAUAUGGGCUUUCGUUGAGUACAAAUCGUAGGGAUUUUCAUUGUUCAACUCUCUCCACCAUAAGAGCUGAUGGGAUCAGGCGACGAAAGUCUUCAAAAGAUGCUACACCAGGGAAAACAUCCAAAGGUAGUGAGCUCAAUAUACAGCCAUCCCCCGACAGUAAAUUGCCAAAUUCAUUGAACCAGGAAGAGAUCAUUUCUCUUUUCAAGAGAAUACAAUCUUCAAUUUCAAAAGGUGAUUCUACAAGUUCCAAGAAAAGAAGUACUAAGUCUUCUGAAGAGAGGCCUGCUAUUGAUUCGGUCUUAGAAAUCCUUCGACAUUCAAAGACAGAAGCAAAAGGUACAAAGGAUGACAAGGGUUCGACUCAUCAAGAAGAUCAAAAAGAACCAGAAACAGACUAUUCACCAACAGCAGAUCCAAGAUCAACACGCCUACGGUCAAGCUUUGUGAAAAGAUCGCCUCUACAAUCCCCAUUUAACUCCAAAGAAAAAGUUAAGCUCAAGAUGGAGACAUCACUGGAGAAUCAUGUUGAAAGUGAAGCAGUCAAAAUUGAAGAAAUGAAACUUCCUCAGCUUAAAGAACUGGCAAAAUCUAGAGGACUCAAGGGUUAUUCAAAACUGAAGAAAAGUGAACUAGUGGAAUUACUCAUUGGUUGUUGAGACAAUGCAAAGAUGAUCAAGUCAUCCAUCCAAUGCUUUACAUGUUUGACAGUUUAACUGCAGGACUCGUCUCUUUUUUCGUAUCUGCUUUCUUUCACGGAGAAACAAGAUGAAAGGGCAGAGUACUGUGUGAGUUUUAACACAUUCAUUUGUUUGUUGGUUUGUAACAUAUGUUGUCUUUAAAGUCUCAUUGCCUUAAUGAUAACUUUCUCAAGUUGCUUA
Solanum lycopersicum (tomato) is the source of this 1066-nucleotide messenger RNA. RefSeq names its product SAP-like protein BP-73. Gene Ontology annotation, biological process: DNA-templated transcription termination. The record is from RefSeq and is a predicted model, not a curated record. NCBI's taxonomy places the organism in Eukaryota, Viridiplantae, Streptophyta, Magnoliopsida, Solanales, Solanaceae.